CCCACCCCUCCUGUUUUAAACAUGGCCGCCGUGUCCACUCUGCCAACUAAGUAACGUCCAGCCUGCAAAGUGGUCGUCUUCCUGCUGCCUUUCUUUGCCGCUCAGGUGGCGAAUGUCAACGGCGCUUGGAUGCGAAGCGCCUUGACCAGCUCGCUGCUUGGCUCGCUUUUAGCUUCACCUUCAGCAGCCGCUGCCUCCACUGGGCCAUUUUUUAAAAAGAGCCAAGUGUCAGCCGGGAAGUGUUUCGAGAGCGAUGGUUUGACUUGGAGCACUCCAGCUGUCCUCUUCAUGAACAAUGUGUGAAAACUGCGCCGAGCUGGUGGAGGUUUUAAAUGAAAUUUCAGAUGCAGACGGCAGCGAGGGCGGCUUCCAGCUGAAGAAAGAUCAUGCACUGCGAGUGUUGGCUCACAUCAGCUCGUGGACACAGAGACAAUGUCUGUGCUGCUUCAAGGAGUACAAGCACUUGGAGGUCUUCAACCAGCUGGUGUGCGCUCUCAUCAACCUGGUCAUCGUCCAGAUCAGCAGCCUCAGGGACGGUCUCUGCAGCGUUCAGGACUACGGCCACAAGGGAAGCUUAUCAGGCGCCGCUGCGGAGGAGGCAGUGGCUGAAGAGCACGAGUCCGUCCCUCAGCCGGCUUCACCCGGGGAGGACGAGCCUGUCAAUGUAGAGCGGGAUUCUGCUGAAGAGGACGCUGACACUCCAGACUUGAACCAGAAGCAGGGCCAUGGGUGCAAUCUAUCGGGAGAAACCCAGAUGGAACCAGGGACCGGGGAGAAUGCCGGCAGGUCUCAGGUUGCUGAUGGACGCUUGUCGGCGGGCGGUGUCGGACAUGAUGGCCAUGACCCGUUUAGAUCGUGGAGCACAGAGGAAAGAGAGAAACUGCUGCUGUGUGCUGCCAAGAUCUUUCAGAUCCAAUUCCCUCUUUACACUGCCUACAAACACAACACACACCCCACCAUCGAGGACAUAUCCGCUCAUGAAAGCAGCAUCCUUGGCUCCUUCUGUGACAUGAACGACGUGGAGGUCCCACUACACCUGCUGCGUUACGUGUGCCUCUUCUGUGGGAAGCACGGCUUGUCCCUCAUGAAGGAGUGCUUCGAGUCGGCCACACCGGAGAGCCUGCCUUUCCCCAUCGCGCACGCCUUCAUCACCAUCGUCUCCAACAUCCGAAUAUGGUUGCACAUUCCUGCAGUCAUGCAGCACAUCAUCCCGUUCCGCACAUAUGUCAUACGGUACCUGUGUAAGCUGUCAGACCAGGAGCUGCGCCAGAGCGCGGCACGCAACAUGGCCGACCUGAUGUGGAGCACGGUGAAGGAGCCACUGGACAGCGCACUGUGCUUCGACAAGGAGAGUCUGGACCUGGCCUUUAAGUACUUCAUGUCGCCCACACUGACCAUGCGUCUGGCCGGCCUCAGCCAAAUUACUAACCAACUCCACACUUUCAACGACGUGUGCAACAACGAGUCUUUGGUGUCUGACACAGAAACGUCCAUAGCAAAGGAACUAGCCGACUGGCUGAUCCACAAUAACGUGGUUGAGCAUAUUUUUGGACCUAAUUUGCACAUUGAGAUCAUUAAACAGUGCCAAGUGAUCCUUAACUUCCUGGCUGCAGAAGGCCGACUCAGCACGCAGCACGUGGACUGCAUCUGGGCCGCCGCUCAGCUGAAACACUGUAGUCGCUACAUCCACGACCUUUUUCCUUCCCUCAUCAAAAACCUCGAUCCGGUGCCUCUCCGUCAUGUCCUCAACUUGGUCUCAAGUCUGCACCCCAGCGCGCACACAGAGCAGACGCUCUACCUGGCGUCAAUGCUCAUCAAGGCUCUUUGGAACAACGCCCUCGCUGCCAAGGCCCAGCUGUCUAAGCAGAGCUCCUUCGCCUCACUGCUAAACACUAACAUCUCCAUGGGCAACAAGAAGGGCUCACCGGCUGCCAGUCCUGACAGCAGCGACAACAGCGACACUCAGCACAGCGCAGGAAGUGACAUGGACAUGGAGGAGCAGCUGAUGGCGGGAAGCAAGCGUGGCCAACAGAGGCUUUCUGACACCGAGGAGUCCAUGCAGGGCAGCUCCGACGAGACCGCCAACAGCGUGGAGGAAGGCAGCAGCGGGCCCGGCAGCACCAGCGGCCGCAGCGACGCCUCCAGCAACGAGGCCGCCUCCACCCGAGGUAGCCAAUCAGCUGGCAGCCCCGGCAGCGAGCUGCACUCCGACGACAUGGUAGAUAGCGAAGCUCUGAAGGAGGAGGAGGAGGACGAUGAUGAUGACGAGGAGGAGGAUGAUGACGAUGAGGAGGACGAGGAGGAGGAUGAGGAGGAUGAUGAAGAGGAGCCUGCUGAGGACAGCCAGCAGAAGGACCCCCGGGAGCAGGGGGAGUCAAGAAAGAGGAAGGCGGGCGAGGCUCUCUGUGAAGGGGUGGGGCCCAGUGGAGCUGGGGGUGGGGCCAAACCCAAGGUUCUCUCCUUCAGCCCAGAGACUUCCGCCAUCAUGGCGACAGCUGCGUCGACGUCACUGGAAAGUCAUAUGAGGGUAAUGGACGCGUGCCCAACCUCAUCGUCCGCUCGACUCGAUGACCCCGAGCAUCCACAAGUGCCCGACGGCAGCCCCUCCCAGGUGGGCCAGAGUCGUCAAGAGCCCCCCUGCAUGUCCCGGCCCACAGACUUCCUCGGAGAAGCCAUGGGCGGCGAGCUCUUCAACUGUCACCGCUUCAUUGGCCCCCAGCAUCAUCACCAUCAUCAUCAUCACCACCAUCACCACCACCAUCACCACCAUCAAGAAGGGCCUUUGGUGGAGGACAUGCUGAGUGCCGACGACGUCAGCUGCAGCAGCUCCCAGGUCAGCGCCAAGUCUGAGAAGAACAUGGCUGACUUUGACGGCGAGGAGUCGGGCUGCGAGGAGGAGCUGGUCCAGAUCAACUCCCACGCUGAACUCAGCUCCCAUCUCCAGCAGCACCUCCCCAACCUGGCCUCCAUCUACCACGAGCACCUGGUUCAAGGUCCUGCCGUGCACAAACAUCAGUACUCCAGCAGCCAUGCGGUGACUGACAUCAACCUGGACAACGUUUGCAAGAAAGGCAGCACGCUCCUGUGGGACCUGGUGCAGGAUGAGGACGCGAUCCACCUGUCUGAGGGUCUAAUUAACGAAGCAGAGAAGCUGCUCUGUUCUCUGGUGUGUUGGUUCACUGACAGACAGAUCCGAAUGCGCUUCAUCGAGGGUUGCCUUGACAACCUGGCCCACCACCGCUCUGUUGUUGUUUCUUUGCGACUGCUCCCCAAACUCUUUGGCACUUUCCAGCAGUUUGGUUCCAGCUAUGACACUCACUGGAUCACCAUGUGGGCGGAGAAGGAGCUUCACAUGAUGAAGCUCUUCUUUGACAACCUACAACACUACAUCCAGGAAGUCCACCAGCACCGCCACAAGUUUGCACUGUAUAGUCACAGUGCAGAGGUUCAGGUCCGCCUGCAGUUCCUCACCUGUGUCUUCUCCACACUGGGAUCACCCGAUCACUUCAGACUGAGUCUGGAGCAGGUGGAUAUCUUGUGGCACUGCCUGGUGGAGGAUGCGGAGUGCUAUGACGACGCCCUCCACUGGUUCCUCAAUCAGGUUCGCAGCAAGGACCAGCACGCCAUGGGCAUAGAAACCUACAAGCACCUCUUCCUGGAGAAGAUGCCUCAGCUAAAGCCGGAGACCAUCAGCAUGACAGGACUAAACCUCUUCCAGCACCUUUGUAAUCUGGCCCGUCUCGCCACCAGUGCUCUGGACAACACCACCAGCUGUGAGCUUUGUGGGAUGGACCAGCUGUGGGGGAUUGCCCUCAGAGCCCAGUCAGCUGACAUCAGCCGUGCUGCCAUUCAGUACAUCAACUCCUACUACAUCAACGCUGGUAAGACAGGCCUGGAGAAGGAGCAGGAGUUCAUCAGGAAGUGCAUGGAGAGUCUGCUGAUGGCGUCUGCCAACCUGGAGAAGGAUGCUCAGUCCAGCCUGACCAGCAUCGAGAGGGGGCUGCUCAUGCUCAAAACGCACCUGGAGGCCUUCAGACGCAGGUUCGCCUAUCACCUCCGACAGUGGCAGAUCGAGGGAACGGGAAUUAGCAGUCACCUGAAAGCGCUCAGUGACAAACAGUCGCUUCCACUCAGGAUCGUCUGUCAGCCCGCAGGCCUGCCAGACAAGAUGACCAUUGAGAUGUACCCCAGCGAUCAGGUAGCAGACCUGCGAGCUGAGGUGACCCACUGGUACGAGAACCUGCAAAAGGAGCAGAUGAACCAGCAGGCCCAGCUGCAGGAGUUUGGUCAAAGCAGCCGACAGCCAGGAGAUUUCCCAGGAGGGUUGAUGGGACCAGUCAGGAUGAUCUCUUCAGGUCAUGAACUCACCACCGACUAUGAUGAGAAGACACUUCAUGAGCUGGGCUUCAAGGACAUGCAGAUGGUGUUUGUGUCUUUGGGAGCGCCGCGGAGGGAGAGGAAAGGGGAGGGCAUUCAGCUGCCCGCAUCCUGCCUGCCUCCACCUAAAAAGGAGCACAUUCCUAUGCUGCUACUCCUCCAGGAGCCGCACCUCACUACGCUCUUUGACCUGCUGGAGAUGCUGGCCUGCUUCAAGCCGCCUGCUCCUAAUACGGAGAAGGUGCUUGACAGUCCAGAGAUGGCACGCUGUGAGGAGCUCCACCUCCAUGCAGAGAACCUCUCUCGUCGUGUUUGGGAGCUGCUCAUGUUGCUGCCUACAUGUCCCAAGAUGCUUCAGGCCUUCCAGAACAUCUCAGAUGACACUAAUGAAGGUCUGUGCUGGAAGGAGCUGCUGAGGAUCAAAAGUGCCCACAAGCUCCUAUAUGCUCUUGAAAUCAUUGAAGCUCUGGGCAAACCAAACCGCUGCAUCCACAGAGAGUCGACGGGAAGCUACAGUGACCUGUACCCUGACUCUGAUGACUCCAGUGAGGAUCAGAUAGAGAACAGCAAGAACUUGUGGAGCUGCAAGUUUGUUUCGUCUGGAGGCCUGCAGCUCCUCCUGGAGAUAUUCAACUCAGGCAUACUAGAGCCCAAAGACCAGGAAUCAUGGACUGUGUGGCUGCUGGACUGUUUGGCCUGCCUCCUGAAGCUCAUCUGCCAGUUUGCCGUGGACCCCACAGACCUGGACCUGGCCUACCAUGACAUUUUCUCCUGGUCCGGCCUCGCCGACAGCCAGCGCAAACGUGCGUGGCCGGGCAAAUCCCGCAAGUCCACCGUAGACCACGGCAAGACUGUCCACAUUCCAAGACUCACUGAGGUCUUCCUCAACCUCGUCCAAGGAACCAACCUGAUUCAACGUCUGAUCAAUGUGGCUUACACGUAUGACAACCUUGCACACAGAGUUCUGAAGGCCCAGUCGAACCACAGGUCUCGGCAUGAGGCAACUCACUACUCCAUGUGGCUGCUGGUGAGCUGGGCCCACUGCUCUUCCUCAGUCAAGUCCAGUCUGGCUGACAGCGACCACUUGCAUGACUGGCUCAGGAAACUCACCCUGCUGGUACCAGAGCCGGCAGUGCGACACGAGGCGUGUAAUGGACUAUACAAGCUCUCCCUGUCGGGGCUGGAAGGAGGAGAGUCCAUCAACAGAUCUUUCUUGCUGCUCGCCGCCUCCACGCUGCUCAAAUUCCUGCCUGAUGCUCAAGCUGUCAAACCGCUCAGGGUGGAGGACUAUGAGGAAGAGCCCCUCUUAACAAGUGGCUGCAAAGAGUACUUCUGGUUGCUGUGUAAGCUGAUUGACAACAUCCACGUCAAAGACGCCAGUCAGAAGGUCUCUCCUGCUCUAUCGCUGGCCGGCUCCGUGCAGACCACUCUGCUGGACCUGGACGCCCUCGCGCGACACCUUGCCGACUGCAUCCGAAGCCGUGAAAUCCUAGACCAGCAGGAUGGCACCAUCGAGGACGACGGCCUGACUGGUCUCCUGCGUCUUGCCACCAGCGUUCUCAAACACAAACCUCCCUUCAAGUUCUCGCGCGAGGGCCAGGAGUUCCUCCGUGAUGUCCACAACCUCCUCUUCCUCCUCCCCAGCCUGGCUGACCGGGCUCAGCCUAAAUGCAAGUCCAACGCUGCUCGGGCGGCGGCCUACGACCUGCUGGUGGAGACGGUGAAGGGCUCCCUGGAGAACUACCGCCUGCUUCACAACUGGGUCAUGUCGCAGCACAUGCAGGCCUCGCACGCGCCGUACAAGUGGGACUACUGGCCUCAUGAUGACGUGCGUGCCGAGUGUCGUUUCGUGGGUCUCACCAACCUGGGCGCCACCUGCUACCUGGCCUCCACCAUCCAGCAGCUCUACAUGAUCCCUGAGGCCCGGCAGGCCAUCUUCACUGCCAAGUACGCUGAGGAUAUCAAACACAAGACCACACUGCUGGAGCUCCAGAAGAUGUUUACAUACCUGAUGGAGAGCGAGAGGAAAGCGUACAACCCGCGGCCCUUCUGCAAGACCUACACCAUGGACAAGCAGCCGCUCAACACGGGCGAACAGAAGGACAUGACUGAGUUCUUCACCGACCUCAUCACCAAAAUAGAAGAAAUGUCACACGAGCUGAAGAACACAGUGAAGACUCUGUUUGGAGGCGUCAUCACCAACAAUGUGGUUUCUCUGGAUUGCGACCAUGUCAGUCAGACAGCUGAGGAGUUCUACACAGUCAGAUGUCAAGUAGCAGAUAUGAAAAACAUCUACGAGUCCCUGGAUGAGGUGACCAUCAAGGACACACUGGAGGGAGACAACAUGUACACAUGUUCCCACUGCGGCAAGAAGGUCCGCGCUGAGAAAAGAGCUUGUUUCAAGAAGCUUCCCCACAUCCUGAGCUUCAAUACCAUGCGUUACACCUUCAACAUGGUGACUAUGAUGAAGGAGAAAGUCAACACGCACUUCUCUUUCCCGCUGCGUCUGGACAUGACACCCUACACGGAGGACUUCCUCAUGGGCAAAGGAGAGCGCAAAGAGGGUUUUCGGGACGAAGGCGAGUCUAAGGUCACUGAGAGCUACGAGUACGACCUCAUCGGCGUGACGGUGCACACGGGCACAGCAGAUGGCGGCCAUUACUACAGCUUCAUCAGAGACAUCAUCAACCCCCACGCCUACAAGAACAACAAGUGGUACCUGUUUAACGAUGCUGAGGUGAAACCCUUUGACUCCGCCCAGCUGGCGUCGGAGUGCUUCGGGGGAGAGAUGACGACAAAAACGUACGACUCAGUGACUGACAAGUUCAUGGAUUUCUCCUUUGAGAAGACGCACAGCGCCUACAUGCUCUUCUACAAGCGUGUGGAGCUGGAGGAGGACAACGCCAAGGACUUGACCUUUGAUGUUUCUCCUGAUUUGCUGGAGUGGAUCUGGCACGACAACAUGCAGUUCCUCCAGGACAAGAACAUAUUUGAACACACCUACUUUGGUUUCAUGUGGCAGCUGUGCAGCAGCAUUCCCAGCACGCUGCCCGACCCCAAAGCCAUCUCCCUCAUGACUGCCAAGCUUAGCACCUCAUUUGUCCUGGAAACCUUCAUCCAUUCCAAGGAGAAGCCCACCAUGCUGCAGUGGAUCGAACUCCUCACCAAGCAGUUCAACAACAGCCAGGCGGCUUGCGAGUGGUUUUUGGAUCGGAUGGCCGAUGACAACUGGUGGCCCAUGCAGAUCCUCAUCAAGUGUCCCAACCAGAUUGUUAGACAGAUGUUCCAGAGGUUGUGUAUCCAUGUCAUCCAGCGGCUACGGCCGGUCCACGCUCACCUCUACCUGCAGCCCGGCAUGGAGGACGGGUCUGACGACAUGGACGGCCCGGUGGAGGACAUCGGCAGCCGGUCCUGCGUGACUCGCUUCGUGAAGACUCUGCUGUCCAUCAUGGAGCACGGCGUGAAACCUCACAGCAAGCACCUGACCGAGUACUUUGCCUUCCUCUACGAGUUUGCCAAGAUGGGAGAGGAGGAGAGUCAGUUCCUGCUGUCACUACAAGCCAUCUCCAUCAUGGUCCACUUCUACAUGGGAACCAAAGGCCCAGAGAAUCCGCAGGUGGAGGUGCUGUCAGAGGAGGAAGGAGAGGAGGAGGACGAGGAGGAGGACAUCUUAUCUCUGGCCGAGGAGAAAUAUCGUCCCGCAGCGCUGGAGAAGAUGAUCGCCCUCAUUGCUCUUCUGGUGGAGCAGUCUCGCUCCGAGAGACACCUGACGCUGUCCCAGAGCGACAUGGCGGCACUGACUGGAGGGAAAGGCUUCCCCUUCCUUUUCCAGCACAUCCGAGAUGGAAUCAACAUCAGACAAACCUGCAAUCUCAUCUUCAGCCUCUGUCGCUAUAACAACCGUCUGGCGGAGCACAUUGUGUCUAUGCUCUUCACCUCCAUCGCUAAGCUGACCCCUGAGGCUGCUAACUCCUUCUUCAAGCUGCUGACCAUGCUGAUGGAGUUUGCAGGCGGACCGCCCGGGAUGCCCUCCUUCGCCUCCUACAUCCUGCAGAGGAUUUGGGAGGUGAUUGAGUACAACCCGUCACAGUGUCUGGAUUGGCUGGCGGCCCAGACUCCCAGGAACAAACUGGCCCACAGUUGGGUCCUCCAGAACAUGGAGAACUGGGUGGAGCGCUUCCUGCUGGCUCACAACUACCCUCGAGUGCGCACAUCGGCGGCGUACCUCCUGGUCUCCCUCAUCCCCAGCAACUCCUUCCGCCAGAUGUUCCGCUCCACACGCUCCCUCCACUUGCCCACCCGCGAGCUGCCACUGUCUCCCGACACCACGGUGGUCCUGCACCAAGUCUACAACCUGCUGCUGGGCCUGUUGGGUCGAGCCAAGCUCUACGUGGACGCCAGCGUUCACGGCACCACCAAGCUGGUGCAGUACUUUGGCUUCAUGACGUACUGCCUCAUCUCCAAGACGGAGAAGCUCAUGUUCUCCAGUUACUUCAUGGACCUGUGGAACCUCUUCCAGCCCAAACUGUCAGAGCCCGCCAUUGCCACCAACCACAACAAGCAGGCGCUGCUCUCCUUCUGGUACAAUGUGUGUGUGGACUGCCCGGAGAACGUGCGGCUGGUGGUGCAGAAUCCCAUGGUGACCAAGAACAUCGCCUUCAACUACAUCCUGGCCGACCACGACGACCAGGAAGUGGUGCUGUUCAACCGCGGCAUGCUCCCCGCCUACUAUGGCAUCCUGCGCAUGUGCUGCGAGCAGUCGCCCGCCUUCACGCGCCAGCUGGCCUCACACCAGAACAUCCAGUGGGCCUUCAAGAACCUGACGCCACAUGCCAGCCAGUAUCCUGGGGCCGUGGAGGAGCUGUUCAACUUAAUGCAGCUCUUUGUGGCGCAGCGAGCCGACAUGAGAGAAGAAGAAGUGGAAGACAUCAAGCAGUUCAAGAAGACCACCAUCAGCUGCUACCUGCGUUGCCUGGACGGACGCUCAUGCUGGACCACGCUCAUCAGCGCCUUUAGGGUUUUGCUGGAGAACGACGAGGACCGACUGCUGGUGGUGUUCAAUCGAGGACUCGUCCUCAUGACGGAGUCGUUCAAUACGCUGCACAUGAUGUACCACGAGGCCACGGCGUGCCACGUCACUGGAGACCUGGUGGAGCUGCUCUCCAUCUUCCUGUCGGUCCUCAAGGCCACCCGACCGUACCUGCAGCGUAAAGAUGUCAAACAAGCGCUGAUCCAGUGGCAGGAGAGGAUCGACUUCGCCCACAAGCUUCUCACGCUCCUCAACUCCUACAGCCCGCCCGAGCUCCGCAACGCCUGCCUGGAUGUUCUGAAGGAGCUGGUUCUUCUGAGUCCUCACGACUUCCUGCACACGCUAGUGCCUUUUCUGCAACACAACCACUACACUUAUCACCAUAGCAACAUCCCCAUGUCGCUGGGCCCCUACCUGCCAUGCAGGGACAAUAUGAAGGUGAUGGGCACCAAAAGCAACAUCAGACCCCCCAGGCCGGAACUCAACAUGUGUCUGCUGCCCUCCAUGGUGGAGAGCAGGAAGGGUAAAGACGAGGUCUACGACCGCCUGCUGCUGGACUACUUCCUGUCCUACCAGCAGUUCAUCCACCUGCUGUGUCGCGUGGCCAUCAAUUGCGAGAAGUUCAGCGACACGCUGGUCAAGCUGAGUGUCCUGAUGGCGUACGAAGGACUUCCUCUCCACUUGGCCAUCUUCCCCAAACUGUGGACGGAGCUGUGCCAGUCUCAGUCCCUUCUGUCCAAAACGUGCGUGAAGCUGCUGUGUGAUGACGCCACCUUCAGCGAGUACAUCAAGUACAUCCUGAUGGACAUGAGGAGCUUCCUCAACAACAACGUGGCCUACGCGUUCCUCACCUGCUUCCUGCACAAGGUCCGACGACCUCUCCCGUCACCCCAGCGCCAUCACGAUGUCGUCAUUCAUGAUGUGCGUGCGUGUGUUCAGGUGCAGGUGCUGUCGGGUGUCAGCUACUCCAACCUGAUUGGCGUCUUGGUGGCCAACGUGCUCGGCGAGCACAGCGGCCUGCAGCCUGAGCUGGCUUCUCAUUGGCCGGAGCUCAGCAAGACCAGCGCGCUGCUGAAUGCUGACUUGAGGGCGUUGAUGCUGCUGCUGUCCAUCCAGUCACCACAGGUCCUUGACCCCGCCCUCUGCCCCGCCCUGCAGGACCUCCUCGGCCGCUGUCGGGUGUGUAUGCAGCAACGCAGCACUCUGGAACUGGAGGCCGACCACGACAAUAAGGCCAGAGCAGAGGAUGAGGGUGCGACGCCGGUGAAGCGGCGGCGUGUUAACAGCGACGGCGACGCACCGGCACUCUCCUCGGCCGCCCUCCCCCCAAGCGCAGAGUCCAAAUGCGAGCAACAGGGGGCGCUGACACCCACCAGCACUUCCGACACAGAGACACGCGACUCUUCCUCCGUGAUCGAUCCCGGCACCGAGCAGGACCCGCCCUCCCCUCCCGACCCCGCCUCCGGCUCCCCUAAAGAGGAGAAGAUGGAGGCGGAGUCGUCGUCGUCUUUCUCCUCUACGUCCUCUCUGCUGCCGGACACGGGGGAGGCGGAGCCGACGCAUCAGGAUGGGGAGGGGGAGUGGGAGGAAGGUCAGAGGGUUGUGGCCGUCUCACAGGAGGGGAGGGAAGACAAGGACGUGGGUGGAAGCUCUGCCCCGCCCCUAUCGGAGGAUGCCGCCCUCUCAACGGCUCUGGACCUGGUAGGGGAGGGGCCUGAGGGCUGCAGGAGCAACACCCCCUCCCCACAGGCCUUCCUGAGCGGCGGCCCCCCAGCGGACAUGCUGGACGUGCUGUACAGGACAGUGGAAGCCGCCAUCGCCAUAGUUACCAAACUGAGUGUUAAAGGCCCGCCCUCCUCGUGACAUCAUCACACCGUAAACAUUUUUUUUUGUUUUUUUUUUUCCAUUUCCUCUUCCGCUCAUCUGCUUUGUUGCCUUCAAGUGGACUUUUUUUUGUUUUUAAAAGGCAAACCAGUUUUUGUUUUGUUGUGUUUUAUACAAAUGGAGUUUGGGAAAGUGAUUUUAUUUGCUAAUUUAAUUUUAUUGCAUUUUUACUGUGUAUAGACGCGCUCGUCCUCAGUGCCAGUUUUGUACUUUGCUCAACAAGCAGGCAAAGAAAGAAAGUUGCCUUUAGUUGACGUUUGUGUGUUAAAAGUUUACUUGUAAAUGAGAAGAACCACAAGAAGUUGUUACCUGAAGGUGUACAUGAAAACUAUAAAUAUAUAUAUAUAGAAACAUCUUUAUAUAUAUAUAUACAUAUAUAUAUAAAUAAGAAUCUAUACAUAUAAAUAUAUAUAAAUAUAAGUGGUGCUUUAUUGGACUGUGGUGCAAAUAAAGCCCCCGUGUUGGACCACUCGGAGCUUUUAUUUUCUUUACUGAACAUUCCAUCUUGUCGUGCUCAUUUUCUGCUGUGUCAUGCUUUUAUCGCAAGAGAAUAAAAUGCUUUAUUAUCAA
Molecule: messenger RNA, 11860 nt
Organism: Doryrhamphus excisus (bluestripe pipefish)
Lineage: Eukaryota; Metazoa; Chordata; Actinopteri; Syngnathiformes; Syngnathidae
Source: RefSeq, a predicted model, not a curated record